AGUCGCUGUUGUACAAGGGGAUGCACAAUCUCAAUUUGCUUGCGGGAUAUAUUUUUUAUUUUCUAAUUUAAGAAAUGACCGUAAAACUUUUAAAGCAUCUCGUGUUUUAGGCAGUACCGGUGUAACUUAGACGUUUAGUUGACAGGGCUUUUACUGACGGAUCCAGCGAUUGCAUGUUGGUUCGGGACUGGGUUGUCAUUUUUCCGACAGCUUUAUAAACUAGCAGAUAAACUUGAAAGAAAUAUAAGCCGUGCCAGAAACAUUUAUCGCGACGUUAGAGCUAAAAGACUUUAAAACAUAUUUGUAUUUUGCUCGAUGUGUGUUAACUCUUUUACCUGCUGUUUGCUCCUUUCGAUGUUUUGUUGUUUGCUCUGUUUGGAUAAAUUGGUUUGGAUUAAAAGCCAAAGGACGCCGUCGAGUUGGAAGCUUUACGUUGAAGAUAGUGCUGAAUAUUUACGAUUCGUGGUUAAAACGCAAAGCUAUCUUUAAUGUGGAUAAAUAACUGUUUUCGGUUCACGUUUACGGCAACGAAAUCAACCUGAGGAGUUUAUACUAAGUUUGUGCGCGAACUGACAAACCAGCUGUAGUGAGAACUCACGAGUUAUUAACUGCAUUUCUGGAUCAAACUGACACUGUUUUCAUUUGAACAUUCGUAAAAAUGCGAUAGACCCAGCAAAGCACUUCUUUCGAGUUAAAUUGGGUGGCUGUUUUUGGCGAGAGGCCUGCUGGUCGGGCUUUUGCCGUGUGGGAUUUGGGGCUCAGGCCGCGUCAGGGCGCUUUUAGCCCGGCCGUGAGUGACGCGCAGUGUCGGUGCCGGAGGACGAGCUAUGGAAAGAAUGGAGGUGGACCAGUGCGCAGGCGCAGGAGGAGCUCUCCGAAGGUCGAACAGCGCCCCCAUGAUCACGAACGUCAGUGAUGGGAUGACAGUAUUCAGCUCUAAUAAUUCAGCUCGGUAUCGUCGGAGCAGUGUGUCUGUAAAUCCCAGCUGUCCGUCUCGGAUCCUUCCGCUCUCACCAUUCUCACUGCCAUGUGAGAGAUCAGAGCACAAGAGACAGAUAGAACAGAGAACCUUACAGAGACUCAGUUCCUCUCAUGUCGGCCCCUUUCCUCCUGUGAGUCAUUGGCAUGAUCAUUUGUCUCCAGGAUUUCAUUCCCAGGACAGCGGUGUCACUCCAAAUUCCUCACCCAGUCCAACUCGAAGGUUUCGAGGAGGAUCUGUAAGCUCCGGAGUGAGAUGGCCAUCAGUCGUACCUUUGAAAAGAAAAGGUGGAGUGGAAUCAGAUGGUCCGCCCAAAAAGCUCUUCGUCGCCGGAGUCACAGAUCCUGCUCACGUAACCAGUUACACAGUCAGUGUUUCUCAGUCAAUGGACUCUUCUUCCGGGGCUGCACCCGUUGGUUCAAACACCCAGGCCAGCCCCCUCUCUGUCUCCCACCCCCCACCUUUCUCAUCUCACCACCCCAGCAUGUAGACAACAGUAUUCGUCACAUCUAGACCUCUGGACACAGGUGUUUUUAAAUGAAGACCAAGCUAUACCUAUUUCUGAAUUUUGCGGGUGCUUUUGACAAGAGUCUUUCAAUUCUCAGUCACUUCUGAAGGAAAUUCAUCCGAGUCACGACUUUGAUUAGGAAGGAAUCAAAGCACAAUAUGAAGACAGUGUCAAAGUAUUGGAUGUAACCAAAUUGACAGCAAAAGCUGUCCGCUGUUGUGUAAUUUGCGAAUAAUUGUUCUGCUAGUGUAAGGAUCUUCCGUGCCUAUGGAAUAGUACCUUGUGUAUGAAACAGUAUCUGCAAUAACAGAUUGCAAUGAAAAUCUGGGCGUUCUUUACACAAGGAUUAUAAUGUGUUUUUACUUAUCUCAAUGUUGUACAAACUGAAGAAAAGCCAGACUUGCACCUUUGUUUUUUGGUACUUCUUCAGCUUCCAUUAAUCCGGUCCAAAGGUCUGGAAACUUAUCCAGAGCAAAAGGUAUCUUGAAAACCUGACAGUAAGGAAAGAAAGUAUUGAGAUCAGUUGGCUGUAGCGGCCAUCUGUUGUUUAUAUGUGUAUAGUGUAUAAAUAUGUGAAUAAUCAAAUGUUAUUUUAGUAGGUAUUAAACCUACAUUUCUUUUAUGUUUGUCCCAGGGGUCUGAUAUCUGUAAAUAUGUUUCUUUUUACAUGUUCAUGUUAGUCUGGGCUUAAGUUUUAAGUUAAAAAAUAUACUUCAAAGUAAUAUCAGAGCACUCACACAAUUCCCACAGUUUGAUUGUUGAGUUUUUAGAUAAGUCGGACAUUCGGAUGACUUAAAUUUCUGAAGAUAAAAAUAAAAUGACUUAAAAUAAAUAACUUAAAAGGUGUUUGGUAAAGAGUGGCAGUUUGACACCGUGUCUACACUGUGAGUGAUGUGACAAAACUAAUGCUAUUGUGGGAAUGACAAUUUCAUGUCAUGCAAAUAAUGUCACGGUGCAAAAGUAAAAAAAGGCUUUAUUUUCUUUAGGUAAAACAUCUAUUAUUUUCUAUUGGUUUGGGGUAAAAUAUAACUUGACAAUUUUAUAACAUUUAACAAAGAUUAAAAAAAAUAACAUCUGUGACUAUGACAGUGACAUUCUAGUUUUGUUUCAUCACAUGGCUUGCUAAUGUUCUAUAGAUUGAAGGGAGGUCAGUGUACACAGAAAUUCACACCACGAAUGAAUGUGUUUUCCCCAAUAACAAAAAAUCUCCCAAAAACUUGUGGAGCAGAGCUAUUGAGAUGCUUGUGAAUUAUGUACAAAAGUCAAGAUUUUAAAACGCUUGCAUGGGAUGGGCUAUUGUAGAAAUAGGACACAAGAGACCAUUUUUACAUUCAUGCAAUCAAUCAUAGUUUUAGUGAUAUCAUGUUUCUUUUAAUAUUUGCACAGUGUUAGACUUUGUUGUUAAUCGAUAUUGCUGUUACAUGAGUGGGAUCAUAUUCACUUUUAUUGUAAUGGAUUUUUUGUUUGUAUGUUUUAUUUGUUUUACUUGGGAAGUGUUUGGAUUUAGCUAAACGUCAGACACAGCGGUUCUGGAUUGUGGCUGGAUGAAUUGUAUUAGGAUCAAAACAAAUUGUUACUCACAUAAAUGAUAUAGUCCCUAAAACCACAUGCUGUUCUUACAAUAGCCCUUAAGCAAACACAACUGGAAUCCCUUCACUAACAUCAACAGAUUUCACAUAAGACUUGAUGGCAUUAUGCAAUUCACAUUGACUGUGGCACAUGUUAUUCUGUUAUCUCUGGUUACAACCCGUCGAAACUUGCAGAACUUACUGUAAAAUCGGUGUAAAGGUGUUUGUCAACCGUAUUGUAUCUCCCAAAGUCAUCAUUUUAAUAGCAGCAUAGCUUGUAGGUCUGUAGAGCUGUGUAUCAUACAUUUAACUCUGUUUUCUUGUUAAAUAUUGAGUGGAAUAGAUCAUUGCCUAUCAUCUUCACACAUUUACUGUUGAACUCUCAGUAAUGUGAUGAAAUUGCCUUACAGGUUUUGAAUUCCAAAGUUACUUGCACUGUUUGUCAUUUGCAAUUUCUGGUUGUUGAGGUCCUUGAGAUUUUCAAAGUUUGAUACUAAUGUUUAUGGGUCUUUAUGUUAAGUGAUUACGAAGUGCAAUACGCAUUGUAUAGUAUACAAAUAGCUGGAAUUAGUAUUUGUCAUGUUUCUUAAGAUAAUCAAUGACGUUAUUUAUAGAAAACCCAAAUUAAGACUUGUUUUGAAUGUGAACAGGGUUGUUUUCUCGUUAAAUCAUUUUAAUUUACCAUGUUUUUAUUUUUCAAACCUUACAUGUGAUCUGUUUUGUGGGCCAGAGAUGAAAGUCAAGGAUGUGUGUGUUCCUGUUACAAAGUUGUUUAAUAAGAUAUGAAAUGGGAUGAAUUUUGUAAGCACACUAGAAACAUUCUAAAGAAAUGCCAAAGCCAAUAGCGUCUGCUUGUAGAUUGUUCAAACUAUAUUCAGGAAGCCAGAAAAAUAAAAGUGAAAGAUAAAUAUUUUUCCAAAGUGUUGGUAGCAAAAGUACAUUUAUUCCCUCUGAGUCAGAAAUUAAUUUCAGUAAAGAAAUUACCGUUUCAUUACCGUGGAACUAUGUAUAUUAUACCAUAUAAUCUUAUGAACAAGAGCAUAAUAAAAACUUGAUUUUUA
Molecule: messenger RNA, 4116 nt
Organism: Triplophysa rosa
Lineage: Eukaryota; Metazoa; Chordata; Actinopteri; Cypriniformes; Nemacheilidae
Product: P2R1A-PPP2R2A-interacting phosphatase regulator 1
Exons: 9
Coding region: 828-1469 (213 amino acids)
Molecular function (GO): protein serine/threonine phosphatase inhibitor activity
Source: RefSeq, a predicted model, not a curated record